AUGCUUAACUUAGAUAUUGCUUUGGUGGGGAUAUUUCUGGCAUCUACACCUGUACUGGAGGGUGCUGAAUGGCUGGUUAUCAUUGGACCGAUCUUUCUCACAUCGUUGCUUCUUUUUGUCAGUGGCAUUCCGCUGCUUGAGGAUUCGGCAGAUAAGAAGUUUGGUAAUGUAGAUGGAUAUAGGAUAUACAAAACAAGAACAAGCCCUUUAAUCCCAUUGCCACCAUCAGUCUAUGGGAACUUACCGGCAUGGUUCAAAAAAGCCCUUCUCUUGGAGUUUCCAUUUUACAAUCGUAAUCUUCCACUAGAAGAGAACUGGUGUAGAGGAAGCAGUGGGAAAAGCAGCGAUGAUCUGAAAAUGGACUAG
Molecule: messenger RNA, 366 nt
Organism: Vigna umbellata (rice bean)
Lineage: Eukaryota; Viridiplantae; Streptophyta; Magnoliopsida; Fabales; Fabaceae
Source: RefSeq, a predicted model, not a curated record